Molecule: messenger RNA, 3905 nt
Organism: Quercus robur (English oak)
Lineage: Eukaryota; Viridiplantae; Streptophyta; Magnoliopsida; Fagales; Fagaceae
Product: pentatricopeptide repeat-containing protein At3g18970
Exons: 4
Coding region: 548-1981 (477 amino acids)
Biological process (GO): RNA modification
Molecular function (GO): protein binding; RNA binding
Source: RefSeq, a predicted model, not a curated record
CCUCUGUCUCUCUCUCUCUCUGUCUCUCUGUCUGUCUCGCGCGCGCGCGGUUCUCUUUCAGGAAAAACUCUCAGUCUGCUUCUCAUCAGAAAACAACAGGGCAGCACAAAAUUGACCCAGCUCUCUCUCACAAAACGAUCUGCCCACAUUUUUUUGAACCCCAAACCGUGGCUCAAUCACCUGUGAGGAAGAACGGAAAUCUGAGAACAUCGAUCAACAACGGAUAUCGGUACCCAAAAUAUGGUUCACACAAAGCAGGUGGAAAACAAAAAAAAUAGGAUACUAUUCUAGAGGUGAUAUUCUUGCAUGUAGCUUAUAAACUAGGAAGCACUGACUCUUCAUUUUGGGUGCCAUACUCGUGUUGCAACAGUGUCCUAUCUGCCGUGACAUGUUAUAAUUUUUCAAAAAUUGCUCGUCACUGUAUCAUACCCGUGUCCCAGUGUCCGUGUCCAUGCAUCCUAGCUUAUAAUUAGCUGAAACUUAACUGUCACAUAUUCUAACCUAUCACGUAAGCUUAUGCCUAAGUCUAAGUCCAAGAACCACUCAUAUGUCCUUUCUUCCAAGACUAAUUUGUCUCUCCCUCUUAAACCUAAACAAACCCAAAACCGCACACCACCUCAACCAAAUCCAUGCCCAGUUAAUUACGAACAGCCUCAAGUCACCUCCUCUUUUUGCCAAACUUAUUGACCAAUACUGUGCCGUUUCAUUAUCCUCUCAUGCUCAUUUAGUAUUCAAACACUUUGGCCAGUCAAACCUAUUCCUCUUAAACACUUUGAUACGCUGUACUCAGCCUAAAAACUCACUUCUUGUUUUUGCCCAUUGGUUUUCAAAGGGAGACUUAGUUUUCAAUGAUUUUACUUAUGUUUUCAUUUUUGGAGCUUGUGCUAGGGCUUCAUCAUUAGCAACAUUGUGGGAAGGGAGAGAAAUACAUGGACAAGUUUUGAAACAUGGCGUUAUGUCAAAUAUUUUGGUGCAAACCACAAUGAUACAUUUUUAUGCUAAUAAUAAGGAUGUUUUUUCAGCACGAAGAGUGUUUGAUGAAAUGGUUGUGAGAAGUAAUGUUACAUGGAAUGCAAUGUUUACUGGUUAUUGUACACAAAGAGAAAGGACUAAGGAAUAUGCCCGUGAUGCAUUAGUGUUGUUUCAAGACAUGAUGACUGGUGUUUGUGGAGUGAAACCGACCGAUACUACAAUGGUUUGUGUUCUUUCUAUGGCUUCUCAAUUAGGUGUGUUAGAAUCUGGGGCUUGUGUUCAUGGCUAUAUAGAGAAGACAGUUUGUGUGCCUGAGAAUGAUGUUUUUAUUGGUACUGGUUUAGUUGAUAUGUAUGCAAAAUGUGGGUGCCUUGAGAGUGCUUUAUCUGUUUUUUGGCAAAUGAAUGAGAGAAAUGUGUUGACUUGGACAGCAAUGUCGACUGGACUAGCUAUCCAUGGGAGAGCAAAGGAAGCUUUGGAACUUUUGGAUUCAAUGGGGGCUUCUGGCAUUAAACCCAAUGUAGUUACUUUUACAAGCUUGUUAUCGGCUUGUUGCCAUGUAGGGCUUGUUGAAGAAGGUCUACAUUUGUUUGAUAAGAUGAGGAAUAAAUUUGGUGUCUUUCCUGUGAUGCAACAUUAUGGCUGCAUGGUUGAUCUUCUUGGUCGUGCUGGACACUUGAAAGAAGCAUAUGAGUUUAUAAUGGGGAUGCAAAUUGAACCAGAUGCCAUAAUAUGGAGGAGUUUGCUAAGUUCUUGUAAAGUUCAUGGGGAUGUCAUAAUGGGUGAGAAGGUGGGGAAGCUUCUCCUCCAGCUACAGCCUGAGAAGAGUGAUGCAAAUUUGACUGUUAGGAGUGAAGACUUUGUAGCUUUGUCAAAUGUUUAUGCUACAGCAGAACGGUGGGGUGAAGUGGAGAUUGUGAGAAAGGAGAUGAAGGUUAAGGGGAUAGAUAACAAACCUGGUUGUAGUUCAGUACAAUCCAUGAACAAUUAUGUUUUAGAUGCAUGGUAGGUCUUGAACUUGGUAUACAGUGGAUGAUUGGAAAAUGGAAGUAGUGAAAAGAAUUCAAGAGUUAGUGCCUAAAUGAAAUAUCCAGUUAGAAGAAAUUAUUGAAAUGAAAAUCUAACUCAAUUGUCAGAAGGGAAAAGGUUGCUAAAGAAGAUCAACAUGACCUCAACAAAGUUUUCAUUCAACUUACACGAGUUUCUGACUAAGCAGGUGAACUUUAUAUGGUUUAAAUAUCCUCCUCUUAUUAUUGUGGAUGUACCAAAUUUGGUGUGUAUUAGGGUUUAUCUUUGCAAUCAAUGUGCCCUGUGUAACCUUGAUCCAUGGCUAGUGAGUGACCUUGCAUGGCCUUUGUGACAAUUCUGUGCAAGUUCACAACCAUUUUGGUUGACACAGGUGGACUGACCUAUGGCUAGUGAGUGACUGGAAGUUUGGAACUUAUGAUACAAAAGAUGCUGUUGUAGCUGGAGAUAAAUCUAAGGAGGUAAUGUUAAUAGAUUUUAUUUUUUAUCAGUCAUGCUGUCGAAUUUUAUCUAACGGAUUAUUUAGCUAUUUUUGUUGUUUGAAGAGUAGCUAAGCAUCAAAAUGCAGCAAGGUAGGGAUACCCUAUGUUUUACAUAGAUCAAUUUGAACAAUGACGAUACUAAAAACUAAAAAUUCUUAACCUUGGUACAAAUAGAUGUUUAAUACAAAGCAUUAAUAGCUGGGAUGCAAAGGUAUUUGUGCGGGGUCAAUUUGUCCCUCAUAGGCAUCCCUAGUGAGAUUUCAUGGCCUCUACAUGCAUGAUACAAAUAGUGUGAUUAUUUUCUCAAAUUUGAUGCAUUUCUUCAGCUUUGGAUGUUAAAUUUCCUUAUAAAGGAAUUUCUAGUAUCUCCUCCAAAUAAUUACAGAUGCUUAUCAUGUUCAGAUCCUUGUCCAUGUUGUCUCCGUUUGUUUUCUUAUUCUUUUCUUUUUCUUCUCUCUUUUUGUUUGUUUCCUUCUCUGUAUUCUCUGUUCUGCCUUGUGUUUUCAUGAGGUAGCUUUUAAUAUAUAUCUUUCUUACUUAUCAAAAAAAAAAGUUUUAUUGAUAAGAAAAGUAAAUGUGUUUUAAGAUAGUAAACCCACUGCACUUGAAACGGAUACAAUCAAAUCAAAAGGAAGAGCUAAUAGAAAUAAGGAAAUCAGACAUGGAAAUACAACGCGUAAAACCCCAAAUAUGAGGCUAAUCAAACCUAGUCCCAGCUAGCAAAGGCUUCAACAGAUCUACAGGUCUCUCAAUAUCUUCAAACGUUUGAGAAUUCUGUUCCUUCGAGAUUAACCACAUAAGACAAGCCAGUACCAUAUUCCAGCAUUUGAAGAAAAAUUCCCCAGCUAGGUAUAUGAAAUCUUUCCUUCACCCUGGAGCUAAUUGGCAUCUCUGUGGGAGCAUUUCACUGAAAUCUUCUUUAUUGUAGACAAAGAUGUAUUGUGCAGAUGAUGAUGAUGGUGAUUAACUGCAGUUACUUAAGUGAGAACAAGUACGAGGUUUUCAGUGCUACCAUUUUAACCUAGAAAGUUGCUUGCCGUCUCACAAAGUUCCUCAUCCACUUCUUGCUGAGUGUGAGCAGUGACCACUACAACCAUCCUUGAAAUGUGAUAGCUAAGAUGGUGGAAUUUUUGUUAUUUGCAUCGUUUUGUAGCGAAGUUAUUGUGGGAUAUUUGAUUUUCUUGCUCCCCUUGUUUUCAACAUACCAAGCAACCAAUAAGGCAUAUUUGUCACCCACUGAGCACAGAAUAGUUUUGGAUUGAAAUGUGUCGGAACAAGGAUGAGGUGUUCAAUGCUAGCCAUCUCAAAAUUCAAAAAGCACCCCUUUAACUUAGAAAGUUGCUCGCCAUUUCGAAAAGCUCCUCAUUCACUUCUUGCCAAGUUUGACCACUACAACCAUCCUUAAAAAAGGAAAAGGUUUUUUUU